UCGACUUUAGUGCGCAAUCGAUAAUUAUCUUGUUUUCUAAGCCACAUGCCACUCACUGUCAUCCCGGCUCCUGGCACCCUGACGCACAGUCACCCGAGUACACAUAAUAACCGAACGUGCGCGACUAAUUCCUCUUUCUUCCCCUCUAUUUUUACAGGAACAUCCCCGAGGAACACGCGCGAGAACCAACUCAGCCGAAAGUCACCGGUAAUCAUGGCAGACGUCAGCACGGAGGAGAAGAAGCCCGUCGAGGAGCAGCAGCAGCAGCAGCAGCAGCAGCAGCAUGACACCGUGGCUAGCUCCGCGGCGGAAACCACAGAUGCGGCGGCCGCCAGUAACAACGCCGAGGACGAAGGCCACGACGAGGAAGAGAUCUCGGCUAUGAAGCGCCGCGUCGCCGAGAUGGAAGAGGAGGCUGCCAAGCUGCGCGAGAUGCAGGCGACUCUGGAGGACCGGAACGCCGAGAUGGCGGAGAACAGGGAAGAUGUGGAUAGCCGCAGCAUCUUCGUCGGCAACGUCGACUACUCGGCCUCGCCGGAGGAGAUUCAAGCGCACUUCCAGAGCUGCGGAUCCAUCAACCGCGUCACGAUCCUAUUGGACAAGUUUACCGGACAGCCGAAGGGAUACGCAUAUGUCGAGUUUACCGAGCCGAGCCUAGUGGCGCAAGCGCUUGUGCUCAACGAGAGCGUUUUCAAGGGUCGCCACAUCAAGGUGGUACCGAAACGAACGAACAUACCCGGGAUGUCUCGUGGGCGGGGCCGGGGUGGGCGAGGCCGUGGAUUCGGCCGGGGUUUCAGCCCACGCGGUCAGUUCGGAGGGUAUCGGGGCGGCUUCCGGGGUCGUGGGGGUCGAGGCUUCACUCCCUACUAGUUCGACUGCAUGCCGGCGACGACCGUCCUUGACGUUGUCGUCGACGCGACCUCGACGGUCCUUCCCGUUACUGUUCGCGCGCGGUCGUCCGGAGCAUUGUCCUUGACUGAUACGAGUGGGAGGACUCUAGAGCAGAGAUGUUGGCCCCCGAUUUCGAAACACUCCCUUGUCGGGCAGAAGAGAAGAAAGGAGACAAAAAAAUGGAAAGGACG
Molecule: messenger RNA, 1082 nt
Organism: Sodiomyces alkalinus F11
Lineage: Eukaryota; Fungi; Ascomycota; Sordariomycetes; Glomerellales; Plectosphaerellaceae
Product: RNA-binding domain-containing protein
Exons: 3
Coding region: 214-870 (218 amino acids)
Molecular function (GO): RNA binding
Source: RefSeq, a predicted model, not a curated record